This is a messenger RNA of Durusdinium trenchii, 3544 nucleotides long. NCBI's taxonomy places the organism in Eukaryota, Dinophyceae, Suessiales, Symbiodiniaceae. The record is from the annotation of a GenBank genome assembly.
GUUACAUUCUAGGUGCCCAAGCGGUGAAUAUGUCGGAUGGUGCCAGCGAGUCAGAAGCAGAUCCUGAAGACCAAGAUGAGGAUCAGGAUCAUUUGGAAUCUGCUGGGGCUGUUCCACGUUCGGAUGCUGAGCAUUUGCGAGACCUCAACAGCCUAGGCAUUACGGCAGAGGACGAGUGGGCUUCCGAAGCAUUCGAUGGAAGUGAGAGGAGCGAGGAACCAGAAGAUCAGAGAGGCAGUUCACAGGUAUUGCCCGGAGGUCCUUUUUGGUUUCGACAAAGGUUGGCAGGUCUUGAGACAUUGCAGGAUUCAGAAUGUUCCAUGCACGGCCUCAUCCGUGCGUGUAACUGCCACGUCCAAAUCGCCGAUGACCUUUCCUUUGUGGAUGUCUUUGCAACAACUUCUCGAAUAGCCGAGAAAGCACGGCGCAUCUUUGGCUUAUCUCCAAGUGAGUUCAAUGAAACGACAGCUUGGCCGGAUGGCGAUGCCAUGCCUGAAGAUUGCGUGGAGCAAGAGAACCCAGAAAGUAUCCAAGUGCGGUGGACCACUCAUCCAUCACGUCAGACCUUUGUCCACAGAACAGUCAGGCCUUCAUUUAUUAGCACUCCUCUGAUCCAGUCUUUCUACCCAAGUCUUCACUCUUGGUCUUUCCAGCAUGAGCUUGACCCUGUUCAGUCUGCAGCCAUUGCAUGUGUUGAGCACCGCGAAUCUGUGCUGCUUUGCGCACCUACAUCUGCGGGCAAGACUGUAGUUGCGACCUAUGCAGUGGCCAUGGCUUUGCAUGAAACAAAACGGGCUAUUUACACUACUCCCAUCAAAGCGCUGUCGAAUCAAAAGUUUUUGGAGCUCGGGAAGUCUUUUGGCGCGCAGUACAUUGGCGUCAUGACUGGUGACACAGUUAUUGCCAGCGAUGCUCCUAUCGUAGUGAUGACGCUGGAGAUUCUUCAAAGCAUGCUCUACAAGCAGGCACGGGAUCCAAAUCUUUUGGAUGACUUUGCUUUCGUUGUCGUUGACGAAGCUCAUUUCCUCGGCGAUGUAGAGAGAGGAUACGCAUGGGAGGAAGUCCUCGUUCUUUUGCCUCUUCAUGUCAAACUUGUGCUGUUGUCGGCGACCGUGCCAAAUGCCGGUACAGUUGCAGAAUGGUGUUCGCGAGUUCGAACUGAGCCAGUGCAUGUGCUCACGAGCGAACAGCGGCCUGUUCCACUGUCGCAUGACCUCUUCCGAUGCGGGCCUCCGGAUUUCUUUGGAAGGAGGCGUUCAUUCUUCAGUGUCCUGAGCCCGCACAAGCGUUUCAACGCGUUCAACUUACGUGAAGCAGUUCGACAGAGGGGCAUCAUUCUUGAAAGUCAAGCUACUUGGCGCUGCCCACAAGACUUGAUUCCUCACUUUGUUGGACGUCGAGGCCAGAAUCUCAAACAACUCAUGGCAGGCUUAGCAGCAGCUGUUCACAUCUUGGAUGGAGGGGGCAUUGAGGUAAGAGCUUCAGACAGCAGGGCUGAGGAAGAAGCAAAAUCGCGAAUCACGGCGUGGCUUGUGGAACGGGGGUUGCCUGAGGCCAUGGCAAGGCCACCGAACACUUCUGGCGAUCCAUUGUCCCUGCGAGUUGAGGAUUUAGAGCGCUUGCUGUCAUUGCUGUGGUACCGAGACCAGCUUCCAACCAUUGGCUUUUGCUUCGACAAACGCAUGUGCGAGCGAGUAGCCCUGUUGUUGGCUGGGGCAAAGCGAAUGGAUUUUUCAAGCAACUUCAAGAAGAACAAGAUCCGCGAGCGCCUGCGAGCCGGCCUUGCCCGUCUUGAUGAAAGAGACAAGCAGCUUGCACAGGUAAGGCAUUCAUGCGACUUGUUGGUGCGUGGCAUUGGUGUCCACCAUGGCGGCAUGCUCCCGCUUCUGCGCGAAAUGGUGGAACUACUGUUUGCAGAUGGGCUUCUUCCUGUGAUUUUUGCCACUGAGACCUUUGCCAUUGGCUUGAACAUGCCUGCCAAGUCCGUGAUCUUCACCGAUGUUGUGAAGUUCGAUGGGCGCAGCCGCCGAGUACUGAACAGUGGGGAGUUUAGACAAAUGUCUGGCCGAGCCGGGCGUCGUGGAUUGGACCAGAGAGGUCAUGUGUAUGUCAUGCUCCACAACACCAUGAUCUUGAAGCAAACUGCUACAACAGUGCUUGAACGCUUGUACAUUGAAGAGCCUUCGGGGGUAGAGAGUCGCUAUCGUGUCUGCUGGUCAUCUUUGCUUCACUUGAUUUCUGCUGGCCCAGCACAUCUCUUCACUAUGCUUUACAGAAGCUUCCAAAGAUUCACGAACCCAAAUGCAGCCAUCGCCCUACAGCAAGAGGCAACUUGGAUGGUGAAGGUGCUGCAAGAACUUGACUUUGUGGACAAGUCAUGCGCAAUUUUGCCAAAAGGAACUUUGGCCUGCCACUUGUUCGUUCCAGAAGAUGCUUUGCUUGUAACAAAUGUUCUUAUUGCUCUACGUGGCUUUGAGAAUCUCUCUGCUGCACAGGCCUUUGCGAUCUGUGCUGCUUUUGUGGCUGAGGGGUCAGAUAACAAGCGCUUGAAGAUAUCGGAUUUGGAAGUUCGCAAAGGCCUUGAAACGUGCCGCAAUGUGGCACGGAGCUUGGCAGCAAAGCUUCAUUCACACAACCUUCCAUGCUGCAGCAAGUGCGGACUCUUGAGGUCGAGCUCUCGGUGUGACGGCUCGGAGAUGAUUAAGGUCCGGGUGAACCCUCAGCUCUGCGAAACGGCCUUGCAGUGGGCCUCAGGGCAAGACUUUACCUCGGCAGUGCUCAGCAGUGGUGUCGCAGUGGGCGGUGAAGGCAUUGUAACUCGAGCGCUGCGACGGCUGGAUGAGCUGAUGCGGGAGAUCACCUUUGUCUUAAGACACGACUUGGGCUCACCCCAGGCAGCACAGCGCAUUCAAGAUGCUCGGCUUUUGGCCAGACGAGGUGUACUGGCUGCGCCUUCUGCUUACCUGGGUGAGGCAGAAGAUCGAGUUGCUGAAGAGAUCGAAGCAGAGCCACCAUGGCCCAACCAAACUUGGCCGCCAGGAUAUGAGGGCCACUUGGAUCCAUUGGACAUAGGCUUCAGCCAGGCAAAUUGCAGUGCCAAUUUUCAGUGCACCCCGGUGCGUGGAGGCCCCGGUGACAUUUUGGGCUUGGCAAAGGGGCUGAGUGAUGGAAGCAUCUUUCCAUCACAAGUCAGACCACUAAGCAUCUAUUGGUUUCGGCAUCGCUACUAUUCCCUGGACAAUCGGCGACUAGCAGCUUUCAGGCUUUGGCGUCUUUUCGCCGAAGAUGCAAAGGUGCCGGUGAAAGUCCUCAAUCGCAGCCAAGCUUUGUCUGAGCAUUGGCUCCGAAAGUUUUCGACUGGGUUCACCAGAGGCCGAAAGAUUCGAAUCAGAGGAAGCGAUCUUUUUGUCGGGGCCACUCGUGAACAAUGCACCUUUGGCAAUAACCUGUGGGCUUGAGAUGUCGCGAUGGCUUGAAGCAUUUGGAUGGAUCCGAUGGAUCCCAAUGGAUUUCAGGCUGAUCAAAACAAUGUGUGGAGUGAUAU